This is a messenger RNA of Thalassophryne amazonica, 2170 nucleotides long. It is a transcript of the gene glmna, whose product is annotated as glomulin, FKBP associated protein a. The transcript is spliced from 20 exons. The record is from RefSeq and is a predicted model, not a curated record. Gene Ontology annotation, cellular component: cytoplasm. Gene Ontology annotation, molecular function: ubiquitin-protein transferase inhibitor activity. The coding region runs from base 170 to 1984 and encodes 604 amino acids. NCBI's taxonomy places the organism in Eukaryota, Metazoa, Chordata, Actinopteri, Batrachoidiformes, Batrachoididae.
GUUUCAACUCUGACCGAUGACGUCAUUAAAUCUACGGCUAGUCCACACGGACAAUUUAGCUGUGACGCGGUGCUUCUCUUCACACAGCGUGGUAAAGUGGUUAUUUUAGAAAAUGUAAGGAUCACUGUGUGAACGCAAACUGCACUUCAAGACUUUCCGUUCAGCAGAGAUGGCUCUGGAACAGCUGAGUGACGUGGUCCAGCGAUGUCAAGCACUUCCGGAAGACUGCUACACCCCAGAGGAUCAUGAAAUCUUCAUGAAUGCCAUGAGGACAUGCAUCAUGGAGGGAAACAGUGCACAGGUCCUCAGUAUUGUCUUGGAUGAAAAAAAUCUGGACAUAGUGAGAUGCAUGGGUUGGAAUUUGCUGCCUCCGCUGGUUCAAAUUCUACUACAGAAAGAAGACCAGAACCUUCCUCACUGCCUGGCAAUAUUCAACCAUCUCCUGGAGACCUGUAGACCAAAGGAGCUGCUGAUUGGCCUGUUAGAGCAGCUGGAGCAGGACGAUCCUGAUGUCAUAGCAGAGAGUCUUCAUCUUCUCUUAAAUCCUCUACAGAAAGUGCUGCUGUGCCUGGGCAGCCGUAAGGCCUCUUUUUUAGGUAUGGCUCUGUCCUCGGUGCUGGACCAGGUCACCAAACUGCCUCUACCUCAGACAAAGGAGCAGGAGGAAGACGAUGUCUUCUUCCUUUGUCGUUGCUUAACGGACCUGAUGGCUUUUUUUAGGCCUUUUGUUCAGGAGGCCAGGCAAAACAUCAACAACAGUAAGGUGCUGAAUGAAAGCACAAAAAUGACAGGCGAUGGACCCGAGAAGCCUUUCGUGGAUGAAGAGGAUGAACUGAGGGCAGAACUCCUGAAGUUUUGUAUGAAGGCUCUGAGCCACCUUCUCCUGGAAAUACAACUCAGGGAUCCUGACGACCUGACUGUCUCACCGCUAAGGAAUUUCGCCUCAGAGAUUCUGUCCAGCCUUGCUGCUAUUGGAGAGCCGCUCCAGAGCCUGGUGUGUCGGCCUCUGCUGAGGAGGAAAGAGGUUUCAGGCUUUUUGGAAGAGGAGGUUCGUUAUCCUGAAGAGUCACUAGCCAGCCUGGCCCACCUGGUCUUUGUGCAUCACUUGGCUGCAGAAAUCUUUCCUGCAGUUUUUAGUCCCAUGUAUUCCCUUCGCUGUAAUAUGGAACACAUCUCCAUACUCUUGUCCAGAAUGGAGGAGUCCAGAAUUCAGAAAGGACUGGAGUUGUAUGAGAAGAGUUUGGUGAGAGUGGAAGACAAUGAUUUGUCUGCAGAGCUGCUGCAGAUCAAAACCUUCCUCACAGUUCCUCAGAGCCUGGUGAAGGUGAUGACUUUGUGUCAAAGGCAGGAUUUGAGAGCUAAAGGUCUGAAGGUGUUCCAACUCAGCAUCGAUAAGUUUGACACCGAGGCCAAGUACAACUUUUUUCAUUUUAUGCUGAGGGCCAGCAGUCACUCUGGAGUCGAAGGGUACAUCAUCAGAAACGUCAAAAAUCAGAUCCAUAUGUCACUGGAGCCUGGUCACGCUAACAGCUGGUUUCACGGGAUCCAACUGCUACCUCUGCUGCGAAAGAUACUCAGCCUCCCCGAUGGCCCAGAAACUGACCUCCUGCACUACCUGGACAGAAUCAUGGAGUCUCUGAACCUGCUGCGUUACCUUAUCAUCAGAGACAAAGUGACUGAGAACGAGACGGGAAUCUGGACCGAGCUCUACAAAAUAGAAGAUACGUUCAUGAAGCCGCUGCGCGUCGGGCUGAACAUGUCCAGAGCUCACUACGAGAAGGAGCUCAGCAACACUACACAGAACAAGAAGAGCAGGGUCAAAGAGGACUCAGAGAUCUCUGUGAGCGUCUGCGACGGGAAGCUUCCAAACAUGACGCCAGAGUCACAGAUGGAGGCUCUGCGCUCGGCGCUGCACACGUUUGACAUGAUGGAGAGCGUGCUGGUGCGGAUUGAAGAGCUCAUCAUGGUGAAGGACAACAUGUAACACACAACAGUGACCUCUCAGAGAGACACCUUCAAGUCAGCAGCACUGCUGCAUUCUGGGAAAAUGAUCAAUUGUGUUUCUGAAGUAAAUGUUUCACAUUUUGUACAGGUGAAAAAUCACCACCUCUGUUUUUGUCUGUCAGAAUAUUUUGUGGUUGUACUUUAGUUUUUGUGUACAAUAAAUAUU